Messenger RNA from Homalodisca vitripennis (glassy-winged sharpshooter), 714 nucleotides. RefSeq lists its product as uncharacterized. Bases 1 to 714 code for a protein of 237 amino acids. The record is from RefSeq and is a predicted model, not a curated record. The transcript has a single exon. NCBI's taxonomy places the organism in Eukaryota, Metazoa, Arthropoda, Insecta, Hemiptera, Cicadellidae.
AUGAUUCAUGGUCCAUGUGGUACUGACCACCGCACCGACUUCCUGUGCUGGGACUCUGCAAAGGGGCACUGCAACAAGUUCUACCCCAAGCCUGCCUGCCAAACCACCCACGUGGACGAGAGGGGGUUCGUCCAAUACAAACGAGACUACACAAACGAAGGCUUUAUCACAUCACGGAGGAGACAGAUCAAAGUGCAUGAUGGCUGGGUCGUUCCGUACAAUUCCGCAUUACUGCUCAAAUACGAGGCGCACAUAAACUUGGAGCUUGCUUCUACUCGUCGCGUAAUCAAGUACCUCUUUAAGUACCUCAUGAAAGGCGGUUCUCUCCAGAACGUAACCGUCACUCCCCUGGGGAAACAAGAGGAUGAGGUCGAGCAUUACGUGACGAAGAGAAUGGUGGGUGCCAGCGACGCAUGCUGGCGUCUUCUCGACUUUCCUGUGUCAAAGCUCGAGCCCACCGUUGAGUGUCUUCCCGUGCAUUUAGAGGGCAAACAAAGUGUUGUCUUUCGGCCGAGACAGCUCUCUGAUGCAGUCACUCAAGCAAGCUCCAAGCUUAUGGUCUACUUCAAUCGCCCGCACCAUGAAACUUUUGACAAUGUCACGUACCAGACAUUUUACGAGAAGUUCAUGGUGCACACUAAGCGCCCACGUACUGCGGAAUUGUACGAACACCCCGAUGGCCAUCACUUUGUAACGGACUCGCCAGCGUGGUGA